Messenger RNA from Desarmillaria tabescens, 1913 nucleotides. RefSeq names its product WD40-repeat-containing domain protein. Gene Ontology annotation, cellular component: anaphase-promoting complex. Gene Ontology annotation, molecular function: anaphase-promoting complex binding; protein binding; ubiquitin ligase activator activity. The record is from RefSeq and is a predicted model, not a curated record. Gene Ontology annotation, biological process: anaphase-promoting complex-dependent catabolic process; positive regulation of anaphase-promoting complex-dependent catabolic process; positive regulation of ubiquitin protein ligase activity. The transcript is spliced from 3 exons. Lineage: Eukaryota; Fungi; Basidiomycota; Agaricomycetes; Agaricales; Physalacriaceae. Bases 46 to 1773 code for a protein of 575 amino acids.
AUGUUUUGAAUUUCAACCGCCACCACCCAACACUCUUCCUUCAUCAUGCAGUCAAAGACUCCAAAGACACCCAGCAGGCAGCGUGCUCGCUCAGACGUGAAAACACCUCUGACCUCUUCCGUUGUGUCUGGUCUCAAUGCCGUUUCGUUGGCACCGUCGCCGUCGAAACGACGAACCAAGUCACGGUCAGUGACGGGACCUUUCGACGUGUCGAAUCCUUUCAUCGUUCCACCGACCUCGUCAUCAUCCCGCUCUCGUGCAUCAUCGCCUGUUAAAUCUUUCGCACCCUCUGGGGCGUAUCCCAUCAACGCCGAGUUGCAGCGACAAGCAAAUUCGGGCCUCAUUAGAAAGGGUGGGAUCGAGAGCAAGUUGGACGUUGUGAAGAUUGAUUAUGUUCCGCCAACAAGGUCAGAGCUGAAACGGUCUAGGUCGACCCCGAAUCGGAUAGGUGACCAGCAAGAUCGCUUCAUUACUACCACACGGGAAAAUGCAGGUUUUGAUAUCGCUGUUAGUAUGGAGAAGAUGAAUCUCAAUUCACACAACUCAUCGCCUGGACAUACUGCACGUCUCGCAGAAGCCACCGGAGUGCCACUUAAUCGUCGUAUCCUGGGCUAUCGUGAACCACCUCCUCCCGCUUCAUCCGACAAGACACUUGCUCUUCAGCGUGAAUACGCAAAACCCUUGUACGCUAGUGCACGUCCUGACACUUUGGCAUCGUCAACCGGAGCAGUCAAAAGUAAAUCGCGUAAACUUCCUACACAGCCAGAGCGAGUGUUGGAUGCGGUCAAUCUCCUGGAUGACUUUUAUCUCAACCUCAUAAGCUGGUCGUGCCAGAAUAUCGUUGCUGUUGCUCUUGGUCCUGCUACGUACAUCUGGAACGGAGACACUGGUACCGUCGUUCUCAUCUCUGAAGCGUCCGAUGGUUUGUACCCUUCGAGUGUGGAGAUGUCGAAUGAUGGCGCAUUCCUUGGUGUUGGGCUGUGCAAUGGAGAUGUAGAGCUGUAUGAUGUUGAGACUACCCAGAAGCUGCGUACGAUGAGUGGACAUCAGGGCCAGGUUGCUACUCUGUCCUGGAACGAGCACAUCCUAAGUUCGGGAUGUGCGGAUGGUAGCAUCUGGCAUCACGAUGUGCGCGUUCCUCGUCAUAAAGUGAUGGAGCUAUUAGGUCACACUGGGGAGGUUUGCGGUUUAACGUGGAGGAGUGAUGGAGAGUUGUUGGCUAGCGGGGGUAACGACAAUGUUGUCAAUAUAUGGGACGGAAGACUGGGGGAUGUUGGGGAGAACGCCCAAGGAAAGGCCAAGUGGGUCAAGCGAAAUCACACAGCUGCCGUGAAGGCGCUAGCAUGGUGCCCAUGGCAGCCAUCUUUGCUUGCCUCGGGUGGAGGUACGAACGAUGCCUCGAUUAACGUAUGGAACGUAAACACUGGCGCGCGAGUUCACACAACAAAGACACCUGCUCAAAUCAGUACCAUUCAGUGGGCACCGCACAAGAAAGAGAUCCUGACUACUCAUGGGUAUCCAACCAAUGCGAUCAUGCUCCAUGCGUACCCCAGCAUGGAACGUGUUGCGGAGAUCCGGGACUCACAUGAAUCUCGAGUUUUGUUCAGUUGUGUCAGCCCUGCUGGGGAUUUAGUGCUUACUGGCGGCGGUGAUGAAUCGUUGAAGUUUUGGAGGAUCUGGGAAGUUCCCAGUGCGUCGGGAAAGAAGAAGAGAACUGGUUAUGACGACAGGCCUCUCAAUUCGACCAGGUCGGAUGUGUUGUCUAUUCGCUGAGCUUAUGUCUGUGAAGCUUGACUCAUAGUCGUGAAUACUGUAUUUAUUUAAGUAGCAUUGCACAAGCAUCAAUAGAGGUAGUUCAUUUCACGACAAUUUUUGUCGAUUUCAGCGUGUAUUUUGCCGGCCCGAUACUGCGG